Messenger RNA from Halichondria panicea, 4383 nucleotides. RefSeq lists its product as uncharacterized. The transcript is spliced from 2 exons. The record is from RefSeq and is a predicted model, not a curated record. NCBI's taxonomy places the organism in Eukaryota, Metazoa, Porifera, Demospongiae, Suberitida, Halichondriidae. Bases 638 to 4240 code for a protein of 1200 amino acids.
UAAAAUUGUGUUUGGUUAUGGUCGUUUUACAUCAGAUAGACUGAUCUGAAAGUCACCUUUUCUAUUCUUUCCAAGACUACUGCAAGCUUAAUUUACUGCAACUGCUAGGAGGAUCCAGCAUGUCGAAGACACUCUGUGUUCUUCUACUUUUCUAUUUGCUUCUGAAUUGUACACCACCUAUAGCAAGCCAUUUCCCGUAUGUGCCGCAAUGUCAUGAAGCAAAUACGUAUUGCAUUUACAUUGAUCCAAACAAUGGCUCAAACGAUAUCAGCUGUCUAAAAACAUCCGAUAGUCAAAUUGCUCCCUGUAAGAAUCUCAGUUUUGCGUUCAAUGUUUCUUAUCGAUCUAACCAUACUGUCUAUGUGCUCUCCAACGGAACCCACGUGCUUGAAACUGUGGAGACUUUUCAGGCCCUCAACGAUAUUUCAUUCAUUGGGACAGGAAUUAAUGAAUCAGUUAUUCAAUGUCAGGUUUAUAAUGGCAGUGGACUUUCUUUCUAUGGAGUUAGUAAUCUUCACUUUACCAAUCUUAGCGUUUCAAAUUGCUCUUCUUCGCAGAACAGUACAAGCCUGAGUGAAAUACCACACAAAAAGUUGGUACUUCUAGUUUGUAUUUCUACCGUUGUAAAAAUCUCACAAUGAACUAUGUCAGCGUAAGAAAUAGUCCUAAUGCUACUGGUGUUGUUGUGUAUGACACUACUGGGAUGAAUGUAAUUUCACAUUCUAAGUUUUCAAACAAUGCUGUGUUUAAUUCUUCUGGAGGGGGUGGAUUUUAUGUCGAGUUUACGUACUGUAUACCUGGUAGCAACAACUGUUCAGAUAAUGAUCGAUUGUCCUACACAGAUCAAAAUCACAACUCUACCUACACUUUCGACACUUGUACAUUUGAGAACAAUAUUGCUCAGGCCAAUACACAUUCGAAUGCUAUAUACCUUGUUCCCUAUCGUUCUAAUCACAUUGCUCUUGGUAGAGGUGGUGGAUUAUCUAUAUUUUUCAAAGGAAAUGCCAGAAGUAAUGCUUUUAAUAUCAAAAACUGCAACUUUACAAAUAAUUCUGCCAAUUGGGGUGCUGGUUUGUUUGUAGAGUUUCAUGAUGACACUUAUAACAAUGAAGUAAAUAUUGAACAAUGUUUUAUGCAUCUUAAUCGUUGUCCCUUCACUGCCGAGAAUGGUACAGCGGGUGGUGGAAUGCGUCUGGGUCACUAUGUGUUUGGUAAUGGAAAUCACUCACUACAUGUACUUCCUCCAAACCGGAUUACAGUUAACGGCUGCAAUUUUUCAAACAACUCUGCUUUUAAUGGUGGAGGAAUGUCAAUUUCACCAACUGUUCAGAAUGUUGAUGCACACCAGGUAGCCAAAAUUCUGAUUAACAGCACUACAUUUGAGAAGAAUUGUGCCCGUCUUGGUGCUGCCCUGCACAUAAGCAGAUUCGCAAUGAUACUUGAUGGUGAUAUCCUACAGGUUGCACUUCGAAACUGUACCUUUAAAUUCAAUUCAAUCGAUUUUGUCAACUAUUUGCAACGUAAUGAACGUAUUGAGAUCCGUGCAUACCAACCAGGGCUGGGUGCUGUCUACGUCAAUCAAGUCCCAGUAGUAUUUCUAUAUUUUGCUAAUUUUACGAAUAACAAUGGUUCAGCACUGGCGGCUAUUGGAUCAUCCCUCAAUUUUUCUAGUUGUCUUGGCUGGUUCUCGGGCAACCGGGGAAUAAAAGGUGGUGCAAUUGCUCUGCUUGGCCUUGCUUUUUUAAGAGUAAAUGAUGAUACAAAACUAAUAUUUUUGAGCAAUCUAGCAAUUAUGGAUGGGGGUGCGAUCUACAACAGAUAUAUUGAGAGAGAAAACUUGAUUUCGUAUGGCAACUGUUUUAUUCGACAUAGUAACCACCUUAUAGGCCCUGAAAAGUGGAAAUCAAAAUUUUUGUUCUCCUAUAAUUUUGAUCAGAGUGGGAACCGAACAAAUGCUAUCUUUUCCACCUCCAUUUUCCCAUGUGCUUGGGCUGGCGGCAGCCUUGUUAAUCAAAAUCUGAGUAGAGUGUUUUGUUGGAAUGAUUACUGGAAUUACGACUCACCAAACUGUACCAAUCAUAUCCAUUCAGAUAUUGGGAAAGUGUCGUUUUAUGAUUCUUCCAAUAUUGUUAGAGCAUUCCCAGGUCGCAAGUUUAAUAUACCGAUUGAACUUUCAGACGAUUUAGCACAUGAUCUCGGACAUCAAAAUGUAUUUCGUGCUACUCUGAAUGGCUAUUACAAUAGGACUACUUUAAUAAUACCACAGUACAUUUGGAAGCAAGAAACAUCAAUCAAUGGAAAUGUGAGUAGUGAUUCUAAGCUACUCCUGGACGGUGUACGUGAUCAUGCCUGGCAUAUUGUUGUCAAGGUCAAAUUAGAGGACUGUCCACCUGGUUUCAAAUUUGAUGGACAAAGAUUGAACUGUGUCUGUGUGCCUAACUCAUACUCUGGAGCUGUACACUGUGAUACUAGUGACAACCCUCACCUUAAAAAUAACACUUGGAUGGGCAAGGUUAAUCAUACUGGCGAUUACCUUGUUGGUCUUUGCCCGCCACAGUAUUGCUUUUCUAAUGAAACGGUGCUUCCAAACAAGUCAGACCUGCUUGAAAACCAGAUCUGUGGAAAGUACCAUCGAAACGGAACUCUGUGUGGGCGUUGUAUUGACAACUACUCUGUCACAGUAAACACAAAAUAUUACGAAUGUAUCAAUUGCACUGGGGAAAAUGUUAUCCUCAAUAGAGUCAAGUAUGUUGCUGCUGUGUACAUACCACUAACUCUGCUCUUUUCAUUGAUCAUCAUAUUUAAUAUCCGUUUAACCAGUGCUGCUGCAAAUUCUUUUAUUCUCUUCAGCCAAGUGAUCUCAAGUACAUUCGAUUUGAGUGCAGAUGGUCAAAUCCCUUAUUCAGCGAUAACUGGGGGAAAAAGUAGAGGUGGAUUUAUACAAAUAUAUAAAUACAUUUACGGAAUCUUCAAUUUGGAGUUUAUUGAACAAUUUCUGCACCCACUUUGCGUAGGAGAUAUAUCCCCGCUUGAAGCUAUCUCUUUGGAUUACAUCGUCGCAUUCUUCCCACUAGUGAUGAUUUUACUCAUUCUGGUAUUGUAUAAACUAUGGAGUUGUAUUCGAAUUCCAUGUUGCCGUACUCAACAAAUCCGACACUUCAUUAUACCUCAUAGGAGGAUGAACAUAAGUCAAGCCUUGCUGCCAGCAUUUGCAGCAUUUUUCCUUUUAUCCUACAACAAAUUCAGUCAGAUAUCGAGUCUGCUGGUUGGCUCUCAGAGUCUUGUUUCAGAUUCAGGUGAUGCUGCCACAAUUGAAGGUGGCUUGCGGGUGUACUAUGAUGGUUCUUACUCAUUCUAUGAUCCACACUACCAAAGAUAUUACCUGAUUCCUGCCUGCAUAAUAUUCGGAACUUUUGUCGCAAUUCCUCCCAUACUAUUGCUUGAUUUUCCCAUCAAACUUUUUGAGAAGGGUCUAAGCAAAAUAGGAUUUUUAUGGAGAAAGUAUCCAGUUGACAAAGUGCACAUUUUGUUGGAUACGUUCCAAGGAUGCUUCAAGAACAAUAUGCGUAUAUUUGCAGGAUUGUACUUUCUGUUUCGGCUCGUUGUAAACACAGCGUACAAUAUAACGACCCUGUGGCUCACACAAUAUCUAUUUCAAGAAAUAGUAUGCUUAGUAAUGGUUGCAUUGUUGUUAGUCUGCCAACCAUACAACAAAGACAACAAGAUGUUCAACAUUAUUGACCCUCUCAUCUUCUUAAAUCUUGGUGCCCUGAAUAUUAUCAGCUUUUACCUUUUGUCUGUAUCGUUAUCUCCACACAACAAAAAUUACAUGUACCUUCUUAUAGUCCAGUAUGUUCUACUGCUGCUACCUUUAGUCUACAUGCUAUCGUUUUUGGCAUGGUACUUCUUAAAGCCUUGUGUGAAAAAGCUGAAAGUCAAAUUACUUAACAGUAUACCUGAUCAGAAGAAAGUAAACUUUGACAUAAUCAGAAAUGUAGCAACGUCACAACAAGUGGAAGUGAGCGACGAAUCUGACGAAGAAGAAGCUCUUCUGAAACGAGCAGAAUCAUGCAACACCUACCGACCCACCAGUACGUUGGUGGAGAUCAGUGAUGUGCAUGAACAUACUGGUGAGCUGAGGGAAUCUUCAGACUCUGGCUUACGAUCAGCUCAAACAACUUCUAGUAACGAUUACGGAUCCUUACGAAAUAGCUCCCGCAGCACAAAGACAACAAACUAGUAAUACAACGCUAUUCCCUAUGCGUAUAGCAUUAUUAUGUGUUCUUGUAUUGUAUUGUAUAACUAUGGGUGAUGCUUAUUUUUGUUGCAGUGAUUAAAUGACUAGCCAUCCUAGACUAAUAAUGAGAUUCAUAUCUGGCCAGC